UAUGAUGAGUGUCUGGCAACGAAGUCCAAGUCAUCUAUGAUCCACCUUUAGUUUAACUGUCACUCUCUCUCUCUCCAACUCACUACUCACUGCAAUGGCUCUCGCUUCCUUCUCCGCGCCUUCUUUCUCUCUCCAUUUCUCCCCCCGCUCUCCCUUCCCACUCUCCACCUCCUCUCUCUCCUCGCGCCGCACCGCACGCUUUCCCCCCUCCGCCCCCCUUUCCACCCCCGCCAUUUUCGCAUCGGCCCAUGGCAACGGCGCCGGAGGAGGACGCGGCGCCGGAGGAGGAGGAGGAGGAGGAGGCGACGACGAAGCGGAGGACAGGAAUCGCAACCGAGAGGAGGCGCUGCUCGUCCUGGCGCAGGCCGGGAGGCCGCUGGAGAAUCUGCAGGCGGAUUUGGCGGCGGCAAUUCAGAGCGGGCGAGUGCCGGCGGCGAUUGUGCAGAGGCUAUUCGAGCUGGAAAAAUCGGCGGUGUUCCGGUGGCUGCUUAACUUCGGAGGGUUCAGGGAGAGGUUGCUGGCGGAUGACUUGUUCCUCACCAAGGUUGCCAUUGAGUGCGGUGUUGGCAUCUUCACAAAGACUGCAGCAGAGUUGGAGAAACGUAAAGAAAAAUUUUCUAAGGAGCUUGAUUUUGUUUGUGCUGAUGUGAUAAUGGCCAUUGUAGCAGAUUUUAUGCUUGUGUGGCUUCCUGCUCCCACAGUUUCUCUCCGACCACCACUUGCUGUUAGUGCUGGAACUAUUGCUAAAUUCUUCUAUGGCUGCCCUGAAAAUGCUUUUCAGGUGGCUUUGGCUGGAACCUCAUAUACACUCAUCCAGAGAAUAGGUGCUAUAGUGCGUAAUGGUGCAAAGCUAUUUGCAGUUGGGACUGGUGCAUCACUGAUUGGUACAGGUGUAACAAAUGCGUUGAUCAAUGCAAGAAAAGUUGUUGAUAAAUCUUUUGCCGCUGAGGCUGAGGAUGUACCAGUAAUAUCAACAAGUAUUGCCUAUGGGGUUUACAUGGCAGUAUCUAGCAACUUAAGGUACCAAAUACUAGCCGGAAUUAUUGAACAACGGAUUCUAGAACCUUUGCUGCAUCAGCAGAAGCUUAUACUAAGUGCAAUUUGCUUUGCUGUUAGAACUGGAAACACUUUCUUGGGCUCACUAUUGUGGGUGGAUUAUGCUCGCUGGGUUGGAGUCCAGAGGUCACGGGAUUAGGCGUAAUGGUUCUUCAGUUACAGGAUUUUGUCAUAGGAUGAUUUGGGUUAAAUCUUGUAUGUAUGUUGAUUCGUUAUUGGAAAUGCAGUUGGUUUGUUGUAUUUUUAAUUCCUCGUGACAGCAUGAUUGUACAUUGAGCAAUAACGGAGGUGAGCAAGCACCAUGAGUCUCCAAUUAUCACCGUUUACGGUGAUCAGUGAUUCAGUGAAGGUACUAGAUUCAUGAUAUUCAUCUCUCAUAGCUAGCAGAUAUUGAGUCACAUCUUUCCUAGACAUUGUUGGGCCAAGGCCUCUCUCGUAUUCUAAAGUUAAAAUUGAUUAGAAUCAAAUUCAAA
Cajanus cajan (pigeon pea) is the source of this 1529-nucleotide messenger RNA. RefSeq names its product protein RETICULATA-RELATED 4, chloroplastic. NCBI's taxonomy places the organism in Eukaryota, Viridiplantae, Streptophyta, Magnoliopsida, Fabales, Fabaceae. The record is from RefSeq and is a predicted model, not a curated record.